Leptonychotes weddellii (Weddell seal) is the source of this 3533-nucleotide messenger RNA. The record is from RefSeq and is a predicted model, not a curated record. NCBI's taxonomy places the organism in Eukaryota, Metazoa, Chordata, Mammalia, Carnivora, Phocidae.
CAUCUGAAGACAAUCGCCCUUUGACUGGACUUGCGGCUGCCAUCGCCGGAGCGAAACUGAGGAAAGUGUCCCGGAUGGAGGAUGCCUCUUUACCAAGUGGAGGGACUACCAUUGGUGUGAACCCGGCCUCAUCGAAGUCAGACACGGGUCGUGGGAAUGGACCCCUUCCUUUAGGAGGCAGUGGGUUAAUGGAAGAAAUGAGUGCCCUGCUGGCCAGGAGGAGAAGAAUUGCUGAAAAGGGAUCAACAAUAGAAACAGAACAAAAAGAGGACAAAAACGAAGAUUCGGAGCCCGUAACUUCUAAGGCCUCAUCGACAAGUACACCCGAACCAACCAGAAAACCUUGGGAAAGAACAAAUACAAUGAACGGCAGCAAGUCACCUGUUAUCUCCAGACGGGAUUCUCCAAGGAAAAAUCAGAUUGUUUUUGACAACAGGUCCUAUGAUUCAUUACACAGACCAAAAUCUGCACCUUCAUCACAGCCCAGUGCCAAUGGCGUCCAGACGGAGGGGCUAGACUACGACAGGCUGAAGCAGGACAUUUUAGAUGAAAUGAGAAAAGAACUAACAAAGCUAAAAGAAGAGCUCAUUGAUGCGAUCAGGCAAGAACUGAGCAAGUCCAAUUCUGCAUAGAGAGACGAGCCGAGGAGGAAUAGGACUUUAGUCUGGAGAAAGGAGAAAGACCCCUGCGAACAACAGCUGUUAACGACAACAAACCCCUACAUUUGUGAGCUGUGACAAAGACAGUGGAGACAAACAGUCAGAAGGAGGAAAACCAACAUCCUCGCGAGCCUUCAGACGCUAUUGCUCUGGCGAUAAGCUAUUUCCCUCCCAGUUUGCUGCUUUUUUCUGACCUUUUCAAUAGGAUGGAAGAGUCGGAUGCGAAUUCCUGUUUCAUAGUUAUGCAGAAAGUACUAAACCCAUCAGGCAAGAUCGCCGUGCAUUGAAAUAUUUUCAUGUCAAGACAAAAUAGCACGUUUUUCACAAUCCAUUGCUAAAAUAAAGAGGAGAAAGGCUUAAGUUUGUUUUCAGAGAGUGCUGACGAAGAAUUGAGCAAGUUACGCUAUUAUAUCGUAAAUGUUUCUCUCAGGUUUGUCUUCCUAUCACAUUUGAUAUUCCGUGAGGAAUGGAGAUCAGCCCUGUGUAGGUUAAUAUCCUAAAAUGUGCAACAAAUGGAAUUGUAUGCGUUUUCCAAGGGUGAUAUUUAUAAGAAAGUGUCCUAAAAAUGAUUUGUCUGGCUUGAGGAAUUUUAGAAUGAUAGGAAGUCUCUCGAGUUAGCCUUCAUGCAAUUUUGUAGAUUAAAACAUAAAAAUUGUCCAGAAUUUAAAGAUUUAGAUGCCUUCCUAAAUUGUUAAAAUGCUUUACCAAAUCUCUGACUCCUACAUAAUACACACCAGUGGUCAAAUGUAAAACAAUAUAUUGUAGACUUACUGUAGGUUUUCAGCCUUUUUUAGAUUUAUGCAUGUGGACAUUUUUAUAAUGUAAUUACAACCACCACAAAAUUAGCUUUUUAAAUUGCAGACAGUAAUGCAUGUCCCACUAAUACGUAGCGGCCUUUUCAGGCCUGGUCCCAGGGAAAACCUUUUGUAGAGUCUGGGGUGGGUGGGAGGAAAGGAAGGAAUCAUUUUUUUUUUAAAGUUAAUUUCUGCACUGUCUUUGUUUUCUCAACGACCUGCAUGAAUACUAAUGAGGACUGUUUUGUGACUUUAAUUGGUAAAUAUGUUAGCAGAACCAAGUACUCAAUCUUUUACGUCAUGUCUUCAGCUGUUCGUAUUUUAACUUGAGUGAUUUCAAUGGUCUGAAACAUGAUUCUGAGCUUCACAUGGAUUACAUUGUACUGUGGAACUCGAAAAUUCGAUCCCUGAAUUUGGCAGUUAUUUACUAUCUAGGUGCCCUGCAGUUGGACAGGUGUUCAGGUACAUGUUCCUGACCAUGAAGCUGCUUUUGAAUUUUGUUACAUGGAAACACAUGGAGUAGCCAUGUCCACAGCAACCAAGGUCACAGACACCACGUGGCCGAGGGGACCGGCUGAGGGAACCAGCGAGGUGCUCUGCAUGGUUCUCUUGUUGUGACCGAGCAAGAUUCACGUGGUGGGAAGAAGGACCUAGGUGGUCUGCUCACCCCCAUGCGGGUGUGCACGUAGUGUGCACGCCUGUGCGUGCACAUGUAACCCACGCCCUUCUCCUGGAAACUCGCAGAGAUUAAAAUGGAGAAAUUCUGUAUGUUGCAAUGAUAGAUUUUUUUUUUAAUUUAGGAAAUCACAAAUUCUCCAGACUCUCCAUCUUGAUUUAUUCUUCAGUUAUGUGCCAUAUUUGCUUUGAAAUCUUUGAUUAUCUGAAGUUUUUACUAAAAUUUUGAAGAAAUCCAUUUUCAUCUGCUUUCUAGAUUUUGUAACCUCAGUUGGUCAGACAGCUUGUCAGUAGCAUAGUUUACCAUUCAAAAAAGGUUUGAGUGAGGGAAUUGUUUUCCUUGUUAAAAUAGUUCCUGUUUCUGUAGAGACUUCAGUUUUAGAUUAAUCUGUGAUGGAUGAGCUAUCAUAAUUCACAUCUACAGUUUUGUAUCCACCAUUCAUCGUCAGGCAGUAGUAGGAAAGGCAUUCAAGCUGCAGCAAGCCUCUAAAGUCCUGUCUUCUAAAAGAAAUUGGAGGCACUUUGAUCUUUAUUAUUGUCCUUUUGAUUAUGCAAACACUUGGAUGGUAUAAACGCUCACGUCCCCUAUAAAUCUGGUGAGAAAUCACUUGAUUUUGUUGGUGAAGUUAGUCUCUAGUAGGAUAGAACACUGGGUACAAGUGGUCCAAAGUCAGAGAAAAGACUUACAGCAACACGCUGGAUCUUAGUGCGGAGCUGGCGUAGGCACUCGGUGUCUCGUGCCUUGGCCCGAUUCUCCCAGGAGGUCUGUGUAACGGGACAGGGCCAGUGCGGGGUCACAGCACGUUCCAUCAGUGUGCGUUCGUCCGGAUCGCUAAAUGUGUUCUUCCCAAUCACUGUACACAUUUCCUGUCCUACGGGACAGUUUUGUCAUCGUUAAGAGAUUUCAGUAACUAAAAUGGGAAGCAGAAGGUUAGGUGACUUUCCUUGGUGGGUGAUGUUCCUUGGAGCCCGUCAUGCCGACGGUGUUCAUGCUCUGUGCUCACUGGGUGUCCGAAGCCGAGUGCAGUUCAGGGGGUCCUUUCUGAUGACAGGAAGGCACUUCUUUCCUCAACACUGUGAUCUGACCCGUGACAAAUCUGUCCUAUACGCUCUGUAAAUGGCAAGCAGUCCAUUGCAAACCAACUGAAUGUACACAUCUUAACGCCGGUGCUGAAAUCUCUCCAGAGUAGUCGUCGUGAUUUCACAGUUUGUUCACAAUUUGCAAGCAUCACGUGUCAAUCCGAACUGAAGAUGAAACACUAAUGAAUGUUGGAUUCUCAUGCUUUAGGUGUGCUUCCUUUUUAGAUUUUUCGGUUCUCUGCUAUUUUUACCGUACUGUUUCAUUUACAUUUCCUACCGCUAACUUCGUUUGUGUGAUUGAAAUAAACUUGCAGUAUAUACAUGU